This is a messenger RNA of Lasiodiplodia theobromae, 1206 nucleotides long. RefSeq names its product Aldolase-type TIM barrel. Lineage: Eukaryota; Fungi; Ascomycota; Dothideomycetes; Botryosphaeriales; Botryosphaeriaceae. The transcript has 6 exons. The coding region runs from base 1 to 1206 and encodes 401 amino acids. Gene Ontology annotation, molecular function: oxidoreductase activity; FMN binding. The record is from RefSeq and is a predicted model, not a curated record.
AUGUCGAGCCUACUGCAGCCAAUCACUCUCGGCCACACCAUCGAGCUGCGGAACCGGGUCUGCAUGGGUGCUAUGACCCGGAACCGCUGUGUUGACGAUAACAAACCUACUGAUGCUUCCGUGAAGCAUUACGCAGAUAGAGCUCGAGAUGGAGCUGGAUUGAUCGUCUCAGAAGGCACGUUCAUUUGUCCGACAGGCUCAGAGUAUCAGCAUCCGCCUGUGAUGUGGGAUCAGAGUCACGCACAAGCUUGGAAAAAGGUAACAACCGCGGUCCAUCAAGAAGGUGGAAAGAUAUUCUUUCAAGCAUGGCAUGCAGGCCGCUGCCAACAUGAUGAAGUGCCGAUGCUCAAAGAAAAGAAUUUUCCUGUCCUAGCACCGUCGCAGGUUCCGGCGGCUGCUGGUAAAUACCGGUUCUUGAAAGGCACGCCGGGCCAUACGACAAACAUCACAGAAAUCAACGACCCCAAGACUGUUGUCCAGCAGUUCAAAGCAGCAGCAGAGCUCGCUCGGGAUGCUGGCUUUGAUGGAAUCGAAAUACUUGCGCAAGGAGGGUACCUCAUCCACAACUUCCUAUGCUCGCAUGCCAAUAAGCGUACGGACGCCUACGGAGGCUCAGUUCCGAACCGAUGCCGAUUUGCAUUGGAGGUUGUUGAUGCCAUAAGCGAGAUCUGGGGCCACAGCGCCAUCGGCAUCAAGAUUUGCCCAACAGAUGACGCCAACGAUUCAGCAGUGUCCUACGAUGAGCUGUGCGAGACGUAUGAUUACUUAAUCAAACACCUAGUGUCUCGAGAAGUGGGAUAUAUCAACCUUUCCCGCCGCGGCUGCGCUCUCGGCAAAGAUGAGGACUUGUUCAUGUCUUUAGACAAGAACAGCUACACACCAAGGUCUACUGCAAAUGAGCUGCCAUGUGGAUUCGAGCCUUUGCACAGGUUUGGUGAUUUGAUCAAGUACCCAGGCAGUCGAACGAUGCUCAUGGUCAAUCACGAGUACACGGUCGCCGAGGCUGAUGCGCUUGUGAAAGAGGGCAAGAUCGACUUGGUCACGUUUGGUCGCCCUUUCAUCUACAACCCGGACGUUAUCACCAGGAUCAAGAGGGGAAUCCCAUUUGCAACAAAUGACCGUGGCGGACAUGUUUACUACGGACCAUACCAAGAUGUGAAUGAGAACUACAACGAUUGGCCCUACUCAGGCGAGAAUGAGCGUUGA